This is a messenger RNA of Exophiala oligosperma, 1277 nucleotides long. RefSeq lists its product as uncharacterized. The transcript has a single exon. The record is from RefSeq and is a predicted model, not a curated record. The coding region runs from base 414 to 1058 and encodes 214 amino acids. Lineage: Eukaryota; Fungi; Ascomycota; Eurotiomycetes; Chaetothyriales; Herpotrichiellaceae.
GUCUUCCUCAUAUUGUCUGUCAUUGAUGUCGUUGUUCGAUUCGUCUUCUAGUAAAUUGUUCGAAAAGCCAGGCCAACUCCUGUGCAGCAAUGUCAAGUGUCUUACCAUGGACUCAAAAGCACCGUACAGUGUCUGGCAUCUCAACGGUCUGACGGAGCUUCUGCCGCAGAGCCGAUGAGGGGGACCGAGGGGUAAGUCGGAUUUUGAACAGAGCAAUUCACGUACAAACUGUAGUCCAUCUGGGUUCCCCAUGACCCAGUAACUAUUGUUUGCAGACAACGUUUGGAUUCUUGCCGUGAACAAAGGACUGCUGGUUCAACCGUGACUUCCCGGUGCCGACUCUCCCAAUCUUGAUCUCGGAUCAUCUCACAUAUCUCCAGCAUCCGAGCCACGAGUCAAGAGAAAUACUUACAAUGUCUGACGCCGCAACAGUCGCCGCCAAUACGUUACGGGCAAAACAAAAGCCUCUCAAAGACAAAUAUCGAUCAGAUCCUUCCUCCGCGCUGGUCACAUUGUCCUCAUCUGGAAGUCUUGAUCCAACAUCGACCAGCCUGACAUGCUCCCUAGCAGCGGGACAGGCGGCUCGGAAAGUAGCUGGUCUUCACAAGGCCGCUGGUGGUGAAGGCUUCGAUGCAUCGGGUGAGCUGUGCUCGGGCGACAUGCUGCUGGAAUCUUUAGUGGCUUGCUUUGGUGUGACGGUGCGAGCAGUCGCAACAAGUCUGGGCAUUCCCAUGAAUCGUGGCUCGGUCACUGUCGAAGGAGAUCUGGACUUCAGAGGCACCAUGGGCAUCAAAGAUUCUGAUGGUAAUGCAGUACCUGUUGGAUUCAAGAACAUCAGACUCAUUGUGCAGCUUGAUGUUGAUGAAGAACACAAGUCCAAGGUCGACAAAUUGAUCGAACUCAGCGAAAGGUACUGUGUGGUAUUGCAGACAAUUCGAAAUGGUGUCAAUGUCGAGACCAAACUAGGAUCUGUUCCGGACACCGGUAAAAGCAAUGAAAACACCCUAGACGGGGGCCAGGACAUUCCCGCAAACGAAGAUGUGUUGAAGUUAAACUAGGAUGGGAUAGCAAGGGCAAAUGACACAUUUCUCCGUACACUACUCCGUACAUCGUGGGGAGAUUUUGAGAUCUGCACGACCUCGCCAGGUAUUGCUCCAGGGAUGAGCUUUGUCGGGUCCUGCGGGAAAUGCCUUGCCUCAUGCGAGGAAGCAGAAUGUCAGGCUCAUACUGCUACUUACACGAAUGCGUGUCUUCAAUGAUUUGAUUCCGGAUUCCGA